This is a messenger RNA of Microtus ochrogaster (prairie vole), 591 nucleotides long. It is a transcript of the gene Adm2, whose product is annotated as adrenomedullin 2. The record is from RefSeq and is a predicted model, not a curated record. NCBI's taxonomy places the organism in Eukaryota, Metazoa, Chordata, Mammalia, Rodentia, Cricetidae. Gene Ontology annotation, biological process: positive regulation of heart rate; adenylate cyclase-activating G protein-coupled receptor signaling pathway; regulation of systemic arterial blood pressure.
GCGAACUAACCCAGGAGACCACAACCUGACCCUCAAGACCGACUGAGUGCUCUCGGAACUCGCAACAGACCCCAGCCCCGCCUGCUGUCUCUAGAUCCGAGACCUGUGACCCGACAGACAACAGACGCAGCCCAGCCCGCCAUGGCCCAGUUCCUGAUGGUCACGGUAACCCUCGGUUGCAUCAGCCUCCUCUACCUGCUCCCGGGCACGCAGUCUGGCGGCCUAGGCAAAGGGCUGAAGCUUUUGAGACCCAGAGACUCCCCAGCAAAGGCUUCAUCCAGUGACCUGCAGCCUGGACACUCUUCCCUCCGGUCAGCAGCCUGGAAGCCUCUUCGUGCUCCCCAGCCACAGGGAAGGGGCAACCCGACCCUUGCUAUGGUUCAUCUGCUUCAGAAUGGUGGCUCACGACACCCAGGUCCCCAGCGACACUUGGGACCCCGAAGACCCCACGCCCAGCUUCUGCGUGUGGGCUGUGUCCUGGGCACCUGCCAAGUGCAGAAUCUCAGCCACCGCCUAUGGCAGCUGGUCCGACCAGCGGGCCAGCGAGACUCAGCUCCCGUCGAUCCCAGCAGCCCCCACAGUUAUGGCUGA